AAUAAGACUAGUAGGUUGGCAGUGGCCGGCCAUUGCUUUGAUAACCAUUGGAAGUUUUUGAUACUUGUAGUAGUAUUUCUUUUCGCAGUUUAUGCUACAAAUUUAUUGGGAGGCAAGAGACUUUUUCUGAGAAGCAGUGAGCCUAUUUCUUCCUUACAAAUUAUGGCAGAGGAAAACAACGAAACCAAGAUUCCCCAAGGGCAAAACGGUCAUGAAUCAGCAGUCAUCCCCCCAAUGGGAGGCAAGAAACUUUUUCUGAGAAGCAGUGAGCCUAUUUCAUCCUUACAAAUUAUGGCAGAGGAAAACAGAGAAACCAAGAUUCCCCAAGGGCAAAAUGGUCAUCAAUCAGCAGCCAUCCCCCAAAGAAUGAAUCAGAAAACGAAAUGGCCGGAGGUGGUAGGUUUGACGGUAGAAGAAGCAGAGAGGAUAAUAAAGGAAGAGAAGCCUGGAGUUCAAAUACAAGUUAUUCCACCAGAACAUUUCGUUACCUGCGAUUACGAAGUGCAACGGGUCCGACUAUACGUUGAUUCCUCGGGAAAAGUUGAUAGCCCUCCUAUAAUUGGCUGACGAUUUCGACUUCCUGUGACUAAUUUCGAACCCAUUCAAUGAAAACAUGUAAGACUUCGAUUGCUAUUUGAGGAUUGCUUGCACCUUGUUUUGUUAAAUCGACUGGAUAUCUUAAUGAAUUUGAAUAAAGCAUGAAUGGUUUUUGUGUUUC
This is a messenger RNA of Rhododendron vialii, 718 nucleotides long. Its product is annotated as subtilisin inhibitor 1-like. Gene Ontology annotation, biological process: response to wounding. The record is from RefSeq and is a predicted model, not a curated record. The coding region runs from base 163 to 567 and encodes 134 amino acids. NCBI's taxonomy places the organism in Eukaryota, Viridiplantae, Streptophyta, Magnoliopsida, Ericales, Ericaceae. Gene Ontology annotation, molecular function: serine-type endopeptidase inhibitor activity. The transcript has 3 exons.